Molecule: messenger RNA, 4403 nt
Organism: Kockovaella imperatae
Lineage: Eukaryota; Fungi; Basidiomycota; Tremellomycetes; Tremellales; Cuniculitremaceae
Exons: 8
Coding region: 177-4262 (1361 amino acids)
Source: RefSeq, a predicted model, not a curated record
CGAGCAUCGUUCAAUAUUACUUAACCAUUACUAAUCUAUCGUGCAGUUGUCGAGCGAGAAGGGCUUAUUGGCAUCGACCGCGUAUCAAGGGUGACAGGUUCUGCUACAAGCAGGUUCUGUCAUCGAAGCCUCUCGCAACUGAGACCGUGAAGUAAAAUAUCCCGGACUCAUCGAAUAUGACUUCCACCUUAUCCCACCACUCCAUGUCCAGUCAAGACAUUAUCGUUCCACCGCCUAGAAAGACAUACGGACGAAAGAGACCAGUGACUCCUCCUCCUGUAGAUGGACCAAGCAUAUCGCUCUUCGUCCCGAAUGACGUCUCUACAUCUACGAGACCCCUCGCCUCAAGCUCGAUCGCAGGAGAUGAAUAUACUUCGCCCGCCAAAGGUCUGUUGAAUCGAUUUUCAGCGGCGAGUUCUUCAUGGAGAGAUUCUCUGGCUCUUUUGGACGCUGAAGAGGAGCCUACUGUAUCUCCUGUACGCGAUACAUACAAACGCGGAGGCAUGUUUGACUUUUCACGAACCACCGAACGUCAAGAAACGUCAGUGGAACGACGAGCUGACAGGGACGAAGAUGAGGAGGAGGACGACGACGACGAUGCCGAAGCUGUCAAAGCUGCGAUGGAAAGAAUGAGAAGGGAAGCAAGGGGCGAAGCCGUCGUCAGUUCACAAAUACCCUCACAUCCAGUCACAGCCAAUGCCAAUGCCAUCACCGACUCCACAUCGACAAAGACACUUCGCGUCCCCUUGCCUCUUGCACCCACUACUAGGUCAUCAAGUCUGUCUUCGGCGCCUCCGUCAUCACCACCAUCAAGACAACCUGGCGUACUGAGACUCAAUGCAGUGGAUGAAGAAACAAUGCCGGUGCGAAGACCGGGUACUGCUGGCCCAAGCGGACGAGUGGGUCGCGUAGUGGUAUCUGAUGAUGAGGAGGACAGUGAUACCGACAUGGGAACCAAGACGAGACCGCAGAGACGUUUAGCAUCCGCGUCUGCGGAGAGCGAGGAAAACGAAGAUGAUCACAUUGCGCCGCUGGCGGAAGCGCUAGAUCCUGCAAAUGCUCCGGAUGCUGAAAGAGCCCCUGCUCCGUCUCUCUUCCACCAGUUCUUUGACUCCCUGCAAGAUGAAGAUAGGGACGAUUCAGAGGUCAUGCAGGAUCAAAGCCAGAGUGCCGAUCUGGUAGGCCUGUUUGAUGACGAGGAGCUGCAGAUAAAGACAGGCAAGACAAAUAUUAAGCCACUGAACCGCAAAGAUAUGCUAUUGAUGAAGCAGGACAUGGCGCGAGCUCAGCGAGAGAGGGAUUUCGUCCCAUCUCGACCUGAAGUCAAUCGCCUUCCCAUCUCUUCCUUCUUACUUAGCGCUUCAAAAGUGCUCAGACGGGAUGUCCCCGGCUUGACACACGAGCAGUCCCCUCCAACUAGUCCCUCGCAGACGACACCGCCCGAUGAGAUUGCCAGCUUCACACCGAGUUCCAACGAUCAUAAUCGCAUCCGAGGAAAAAGUUCAAUCGUCAACGAUCAUUCGGUCGAUCAUGCAGUGUCAUCGUCCCCAACGCCGAGAAUCCGACAAGUGCUGGACAGGGCCGACUCAACUGUCAUUCCUGCGACCUCUGACGGAGCGGACGAGCACGAAGACGAGCGCAUCCCCGAUCUCGCGAACGUCUUAGCACUGGAAGAUGCGAAGCGGGAGAAGGAAGCGAGACUCAAAGCCCAAGCAGAACGUCUGAAUCGUGCCAAAGCUGCUGCUCUGAAGGCAAAGGCGGAAAGAGCGGCCGCGACACCAGACGACGAUGACGACUUUACGAUCCUACCUGACAUGCAGACCCCCCGACCCCGAGCUCGAUUCGCCUCCACCAAAAGUCCUGCCGCUAAAGCCGUUUUGCAGAAGUCAACGAAAUCACCCGCCAUCACCAAACAGCGGCAAGACCUGCUCCGUCGAGCAGGCAAAUCUACCCGAACGAAACCUUCCAAUGUCACCGAGACAUACAUGGAUUUUGCCGGCAAAACCUGGGAUCAUGCUGGACUCAGACGAGCUAACGGUGGAUCUCGACCUGCUGGACAAAAAUCUGGACGCGAUGCCAUAAUCACGACUGAGCAGAUGAAUGCGAGAAUUCAAGCCGGCCACUUGGCUCAGGUCGCUGGUUAUCGAUCACAGAAGGAGAGCGAAUGGGGUCGAGUGAGGCAAUUACCGGAAAAGAAAGUGCCAGACAUACAAGCUUUGAUUGAGGCGAGUGCAGCUGUAUCCCGCCAGAUCGAAGACGACAGGGAAGGGGAUGAGAGUGAUGAUGAAGACUUUGUGCCUGACGAGGAAGAAGAGAACGAUGGGGAGUCAGAGGACGAGGUGAAAGACGUCGAAGGUGCAGGAUCUGCGCUGGACGAAACGGAAUUUGGAGAGGAGGAAGGUUUUGGCUCUGAAUCGGGACAAUCAUCGCACGGUACGGAUAAGGAGAAUCGACCGAACCCUAUCGUACUCCAGCUGGUGGAUGAGGACGAGGAAGAGGAUACUCCGAUCAUGAAGAGAAAGCCUCGGAUAAGAGUCGCUCUGGACUCUGACGAUGAAGAGCAACAUCCAACUCGCUUGCCUUUAGAAGAGCUCCCGGUUCCCCAAGCCCACCAUGAGACUUCCCUCGAUUUGGCUGGUUUCGAUCAAGGAUCACCUGGUUUCUCCCAGCUCUUCGAACCUACCCAGUUGGGCACUGCGACUGCGAAUGACGGUCUCGCUGAGCUUCGUGGAGCGGACGCUCCUGGAUAUUUGGCUGUCAACGCUCUCUUGCCAGGUGUCGAUAUCACUGAAACUCAAAUCCAGCGUGACAAUGCGCUUAUCGCUGCCGAACUGGAAGCUGCUGAGAUACAGCCGACUCUUUCCGCUGCUAGACCUCGAUACCUGAACGAGCAGGGCUUCUUCACUCAGACGAAACCGAUUGCACCAAGUCAACCGAUGAAUCUCUUGCGUCGGACUUCAACGUCGUUGAGCGAGAUCGACAUCAGUAGGGACGAAGAUGACGAGGAACCCGAAAGGACGCCGUCGACCACCGAGAAGGGCAGCAGUAUACUUCUACAGAGUCAGGACAGCCCUACACAAGAUGCUCAUUCACUUGUCCGACUCAGACGGAGGGUCUCAUCUCCCGUCAUCAUGCCUCAGGCGACAUUUGGUGGACCGUCUACUCUUGGGCGGGGCACGAACGCCUUUGAUCAAAUGAUGAAGGCGUCUUUGCGAAGGGAGGAGAAAGCACGAGCUGUAAACCACAAUCUCAUCGAUGAGCAGGCUGAGGAGAGUGAUGAGGAUACUGGUUGGGCUGCAUUGGGAGGAGAAGAGGAUGAGGAGGAUGGUGCUGAUGAGGGCUAUGUGCCUGAUCUGGUGGAUGAUGAAGCCGUGGACGAGGAUGAACGCAAGAAGCAGGACGAACUCGCUGCGGCAAAGGCCAGGGAAAUUGCCGAAGCAGAUGAUGCCAAACGCGAAGCGGAAGCCAAGAAGAUCACUGAGGGUCAUUAUCGUACCAAGCGACGCGGACAGGAUUUCUAUUCCGAUGACGAGGACGAUGAUGAGCACCGAGGCAAGCGGCGCAAGUGGACGAAGAAGGAAAGGCGUAAGCGACGUCUGGAGAGGGAAGAUGGAUUGGAGAAGCUCAAUGGCGAAGAGAAUGCCUUCCGACAAAUUUACGAAGAGGAUUUGGAGAGUGAUGAAGACUCUACGGUGGAGGAUGAAGUCCCACUCGAUAAGCGAGAUCGAUCACCGACGCCUGAAUCUCAACGUCGUACCGGAAAAGACACCUGGGCGAUGUUGAGGCAACGAGCAAGGAUCAACAAGGAGAGAGAGGGUCAAGUGGAAGAUGACAUGCUGGAUCAAGCGAUAGGAUUCGAUGGCGCUGGGUUUCAACCCGCCAUGUUGGACGAGGAAAUGCCCACAGAUGUCGAAGAUGAAGGUGAAACUCAAUUUUCCAUUGCUCGAGGAACGAGGACCGUCACUUCCUUCGUCGAUACUGAGUCUGGCCAAAGUUUCGCAGCAUUCCGAUCGGCAGAUACGUACGCGCGAUACGUCCAAGAGGAAUCGCAGACAACCCGACGAGCGAAUGGAACGGCCGGCGCUUCAGUUGUUCAGAGAAAUCACGGGGUUACCGGUGGUGCUAGGGGUUCAUCUCGUGCUCCUUCACUCUUAUCUCGAUCUUCGUCCCAAAUGGCAGACAAACUUCGUCCGCCUUCCAGAGCUGAUUCUACUUCAUCCGGAGGUAGUAUCUUGGCGUCUAGGAGCAACAAAUUCAACUAGGCGGCAGUCUAGCUGGCGGAGGACAAGUAGUGAGGCGAGCCGCGACUCCAUCACCUCAUUGUGCCUGCCAUGUGUAUCAUCUCCCGACAAUUGUGUCUUGUUGAAACCCCUACACUGCUUGUAUAUGCAUACAUUAUCCAU